Messenger RNA from Zea mays, 1024 nucleotides. RefSeq names its product probable ADP-ribosylation factor GTPase-activating protein AGD13. The transcript has a single exon. The record is from RefSeq and is a predicted model, not a curated record. The coding region runs from base 1 to 921 and encodes 306 amino acids. Lineage: Eukaryota; Viridiplantae; Streptophyta; Magnoliopsida; Poales; Poaceae. Gene Ontology annotation, molecular function: GTPase activator activity; phospholipid binding.
AUGCUAAAAAGAGUUAGACGUACAUCGGAAGCCAAAGAUUCAGCUCGAGUGGCACUGAAAUCACCAUGGUGGACGCUUGGCUGCAGUUACGAAGAGGAUGAUGAACUACCUUCAUUGUUAGAUAGAUGUCUGCUAUUGUUGAUUUGGGAAGAUUGCACUUAUCACAUGUCUGCUAGUGCAAUUUCACAUCUAACGGACUUGGAAGAUCUAUAUUUCAGCAGAUCAGCUAAUAAUGGAGUGUUCAUUUGUCUACAGUGCUAUGGUGUUCAUAGAAGCGUUGGGACACAUGUUUCAAAGGUGCUGUCAGUCACUCUAGAUCAAUGGACAGAUGAUGAGAUCAACUCCAUAAUAGAAGUUGGUGGAAACUCUUAUGCCAAUGCUAUAUACGAAGCACUUCUGCCGGAGGACUAUGAGAAGCCGCAUCCAAAUUCUAGCCAAGAAGAGAGAGCUGAAUUCAUCAGAUCGAAGUAUGAGUUGCAAGAAUUUGUGAAGCCAAGCCUCGUUUCCAGCUAUAAGGGCUCCUUAGGGGAAACCAGUUCUCAAAAACAUACAGGUAAUUCCGUGUUCCUUUCUGCUAGUUUCAGCGGUGAGGCUGGAAUGCUUGAGAGUAUUGGAAUACUAAAAGUUAAGGUGAUAAGAGGGACUAAAUUGGCUGUAAGAGACCUGAUGAGUAGUAACCCCUACGUUGUGCUGAACCUAGGACAGCAGAAAGCAAAAACUUUUGUGAGUAAAUGUAAUCGGAAUCCUGUUUGGAAUGAAGAGUUUAAGCUGUCAGUUUCCCAGCAGUGCGGGCCUCUGAAGCUUCAAGUGUUCGACCACGACAUGCUGUCAAAGGACGAUUCAGAAGCAAGAAUUCUGGUUUCAGAAAAAGAUUGUCGGUGGUACAGUUCAAGACCUUGGAACACAUGCUCCUUCACUUAGGGCAUCAGGAUUCUGGAUGUGCUCAGAUUCUGCAUCGACUUGAGGGCAACUCGAGUUUUAAGGAGGGAAUGUUAUACCGCCAUUGUCAAAUACUCCACAUGAG